Cyprinodon tularosa is the source of this 2607-nucleotide messenger RNA. RefSeq names its product FKBP prolyl isomerase 9 (gene fkbp9). The record is from RefSeq and is a predicted model, not a curated record. Gene Ontology annotation, molecular function: peptidyl-prolyl cis-trans isomerase activity; calcium ion binding. The transcript is spliced from 10 exons. The coding region runs from base 138 to 1835 and encodes 565 amino acids. NCBI's taxonomy places the organism in Eukaryota, Metazoa, Chordata, Actinopteri, Cyprinodontiformes, Cyprinodontidae.
AGGGGAGGACUUCUUCCCAAGUCAGAGUAGUAAAGAAAACCAAGGUACAGCGGGAGCAGGUUGCAACCAAUGUAGAUAGAUUUAAAGGCGAAAGAACAGUUGUUUCCCAUUGCAGGAAAGUUUAGUGGAGGGGUAAAAUGAUCAAGUGUGCGCUGGGGAUGUUGUCUUUGUCGCUCCUGGUGACGUUCGCCGCCUGUAACGCUCCUCCGGUCCCGUUAGAAGACAUCCUCAUUGAGAAAACCUUCGUGCCAGAACAAUGUGUGCGCGCAGUCAAAGUGGGAGACUUUGUCAGGUAUCACUACAUUGGCACGUUUCCUGACGGGAAAAAGUUUGAUUCAAGCUAUGAUCGUGGGAGCACCUACAACGUGUUUGUUGGCAAAAAGCAGCUUAUUGAGGGGAUGGACAAAGCUCUGGUUGGGAUGUGUGUCAAUGAAAGGAGCCUGAUCAAGAUCCCUCCUCACCUCGCCUAUGGGUCAAAAGGAUACGGCGACAUUAUCCCAGCUGAUUCCAUCCUUCACUUUGAUGUUCUACUGCUGGAUGUGUGGAACCCCGAGGAUGGCGUCCAGAUCAACACCUACUACACUCCCUCCAACUGCUCCAGGAAGGUGGAAGUUUCCGACUUUGUGCGUUAUCACUACAACGGAACCCUGCUGGACGGGACACUCUUUGACUCCAGCCACACUCGCAUGCGUACCUAUGACACCUAUGUUGGGAUCGGGUGGCUGAUCGCCGGCAUGGAUCAGGGACUUCUGGGAAUGUGUGUUGGGGAGCGCCGCAUCAUCACCAUGCCUCCCUCCCUCGGCUAUGGAGAGAAUGGAGACGGUAGCGACAUCCCAGGUCAGGCGUCUCUGGUAUUUGAUGUGGUUCUGUUGGACCUUCAUAACCCCAGAGAUGGAAUCACAAUCACUAAUCAAAUUGUUCCUGAGUCCUGUACGAGGAAGACGGUGGCAGGGGACUUUGUACGUUAUCACUACAAUGGCAGUCUGCUGGAUGGGACCUUUUUUGAUUCCAGUUACUCUCGUAAUCACACCUAUGACACGUAUGUGGGUCGAGGGUAUGUGAUCGCUGGCAUGGACGAGGGCCUCAUUGGAGUUUGUAUUGGCGAGAGACGGACCAUCACCAUCCCACCACACCUCGCUUAUGGAGAGGAGGGCACGGGCUCUAAGAUACCCGGUUCAGCUGUGCUCGUGUUUGAUAUUCACAUGAUCGACUUUCACAACCCGUCUGAUAACACUGAGAUCACUGUGACCUACAAGCCAGCAGAGUGUGACAAGCAAACCAAAAAGGGAGACUUCAUCAAGUAUCAUUACAAUGGUACCCUGCUGGAUGGGACGCCAGUCGACUCCACGUAUAGUUAUGGAAAGACAUAUAACGUUGUCCUCGGGGCCAACCAGGUGGUGCCGGGGAUGGAGGACGGUCUGAUAGACAUGUGUGUGGGAGAGAUAAGACGGCUGAUUAUCCCCCCUCACCUGGCCUAUGGAGAGAGAGGAGUCACCGACCAGGUCCCAGGAAGUGCAGUACUGCUGUUUGAUGUUGAGCUGGUUGAGAUAGAGGAGGGACUUCCUGAGGGCUACAUGUUUAUCUGGAACGAAGAGGUCCCCCCAGGCCUGUUUGCCAAGAUGGACAGGGACAACAGUGGAUCAGUGGAGCCCUCUGAGUUUACCGACUACAUCAUGCAGCAAGUGAAUGAUGGUAAAGGACGCCUGGCUCCCGGCUUCGAUCCCUACCGUAUUAUAGACAACAUGUUCUCUAACCAAGACCGCAACGGAGACGGAAAGAUCACAGAAGAGGAGUUCAAACUCAAAGCAGAUGAAACUAACCAUGACGAGCUAUGAUGGGACAGAGUGGAUAGUAGAUCUGGGUGUUGGGAAAGGGGUCUGGAAAUUGGGAAAUGGUGGGAACUUCUGUUGGUGGGUUGUUUGGUAGUGGGGGGAUAAAAAAAACAUUGAAUAGGAACUCUAUUCAGAUUUAGAUUUUUUUUUAUUUGAGGACUGAAAUAAUAUUGAACUAUGGUUAUUCUCACAUGAGAAUGGAAAACAAGGAUUUAGUUGUUUUUUUUUUUUUUUUAAAGAUAAAGACAAAUAUUUUAAAGUUUUGAUUUAAGGACUGAACCUGUUUGUUUACCUCCUUAAUUGUCAGACAUUCUAAAUUUUGUCUUUUAUUUUUAAAAGGUUUAUUAUUAUUAUUAUCUGAACAUUCAGCACUCCUUACAUUUUUACACUUUGUUUUUACAUGAGGGAAACUGUUAUUCUCCGUUUGUCAUGCUUCUUGCAGAAGCAAUGCUUUGGUGUGACUCUCCAGAGUUGGAUUUAAUAUGUUCUUUUCUGUGGUUUAUAAUGAACAUUUCCUAUAGUUUUCUGUUUGUGUUUUCUGCUGUUAAAAAUCCUCCUUCAGUUAUACUUGAUCUUUUUGAUCAAUGGUUGUGUCUGUUUUUCACCCUUUAACCUUUUGAGUUUAGGUUUUAUUGUGUGUAUCUGCGAGGGUGUGUGUGUCUGUUUGAGAAUAAUGUGUAACAGUAUGGGGGGGUGUCUGUUUUAUUUUGAAAAAGAAUGUGGCUUGAUGACAAAUGCGUGAGCUUGGUUCAAUAAAUGGUCUGACUUUAACAUC